AUUGCCGCACAAGUUGUGCACAUACCAGGCUCGAGUUUUGUUUCGCGCGACGGUUCGCCAACCCCGUCGCACCCAUUGACAAAUUUAAACCACUUACCUAUUAAUACCUAAGUAAUCCUAUCUUACUGACAAACAAAACGUCAUGGCGGGCAAGUCGCCCGCUGCUGGCAAUGCCGGCGGCGGCUCGGCCGCAAAAAAGGCCAAGAAGGCUGGUGCGAGCGACGGUAACAGCGGCGCAAAGCCCGUAGCGGCGGCCAAGGGCCGGCCGUCGGUGGGCAAACCCGCAAAAACCGCCCCCGCCAAGCAGCCCUCCGGCUCCGGCAAGCCCGCCGCGAAGGGCGCCGGCCCCGCCGCGGCGGCCAAGCCCAGCCGCAAGGCCCCCGCUGCCGCCGCCGUAGGCGCCGGCGGCCCCGCCAAGAAGCGCAAGCGUGGCCCUGCGUUCUGGGACAGCCUGCCGGGGUGGGAGGAGGUGGAGGUGGGCGAGGAUUUCCUGCUGGGCGCGGAGGAGGGCGGUUUCGCAGGUCUGGAGGUGCUGGACGACCCGGCAGUGCUGGAGCAGUACAUGCUGGAGGGGGGAGCAGGAGGCGGAGGAGAGGGCAGCGAGGGGGGCAGCGACGGUGAGGACGGCGGCUUGAGCGGCGGCAGCGGCGACGGCGACGGCGACGAGGACUGGGAGGGGUUCGACGCGCACUCUGAUAAGAAGGCGGAGGGUGCGGCGAAGGAGGAGAAGAAGGAGAAGAAGGGCAAGGAGGCGGAGGCGGAGGACGCGGAGGCAGGGGAUGACCCGGCGGCGGCGGCCGCGGCGGCGGAGGAGCGGAAGCAGAAGCAGAAGGAGCGCGCCAAAGCCAAGAAGGCGCGGCGGAAGGAGCGGCGUCUGGCGCGUCUGGCAGGCGGCGGCGGCGUGAGCGGCAGCGGCAGUGAGGGGGCCGACGAAGAGGAUGAGGAGGACGGCGACGGCGGCGGUGCCAAGGCAGCCGCGCCUGCUGCCAAGCGCCAGAAGCAGGAUGCCGCGGCGGCGGCAGCUGCGAAGAAGCAGGAGGCAGCGGCGCAGAAGCAGGCCAAGCAGGAGCAGCAAAAACAGGCCAAACAGGAGCAGCAGAAGCAGAGCAAGGAGGCUGCUAAGGCGCAGAAGGCUGCUGCCGCGGCCGCUGCUGACGAAGAUGACGACGAUGAGGAUGAGGAUGAGGAUGAGGAUGUUGACCUAGAGGACAUGGAUGAGGCUGCGCUGGCGGAGCUGCUGGGCGAGGACGACGAGGAGGAUGGAGGGGGGGGAGAGGACGAGGGAGAGGACGAGGAGGGUGAUGAGGGCGAGGAGGAGCAGGAGGAUGAGGAGCUGCUGGCGGGGCUGCUGGGGCUGGAGUCCGGCAGCGGCGAGGGCGAGGAGGGCGAGGAGGGGGAGGGCGAGGAGGGCGAGGAGGAGGAGGACGAGGGCAUGGAGGGCCUAACCGGCUCCGAGGAGCCAGGCACUGACGACGGCGGCGGCGGCGGCACGGAGGACGCCGACGAGGCGGAGGAGGACGCUCCUCAGCAGCAGCAGGAGGAGGAGGCGCCGGACAUGUCGGCGUGGGAGGAGUUUGAGCUGGCGGGCGGCGUGUUGGCGGGGUUGGCGGCGCUGGGGUUCGCCAACCCCACGCCCAUUCAGCGCGAGUGCCUGGGGCCCGCCAUUCGCGCGCGCGCCGACAUCAUCGGCGCCGCGCAGACCGGCAGUGGCAAGACGCUGGCCUUCGGGCUGCCCAUCCUGCACGUGCUAGCGGCGGAGCGCGCAGAGCGGGAGGCGGCGCGCGGCUGGGAGGAGCAGGAGGGGGGAGAGGAGGCGGGCGGCGCGGCGGGCGUGAGCGGCAGCGAGGACCCCUUCACGAGCGAGGGCGAGGAUGAUGAGCUGGGCACCGGCAGCGGCGCCGGCACGGAGGAGGGCGAGGAGGAGGAGGCGGCGGCAGCCGGCGGCGGCAAGGGCGGGGCGAAGGGGGGCGCCAAAGGCCUGAGCAAGGCGGAGCAGCGGCGGCUGAAAGCAAGGCAACGCAUGCGCGCCAAGAAGCUGGCAGCCAAGAAGAAGCGCGCGGCGGCGCGGCAGCAGCAGCAGGGCAAGGGGCAGGCGCAGGGGCAGCAGUGGCCCAAGCCGGAGCCGGGGCCACUACGGGCGCUCAUCCUGACGCCCACGCGUGAGCUGGCGAUGCAGGUGUGCAGCCACCUGCAGGCCAUCGGGCGGCCCUGCGGCGUGCGCGUGCUGUCCAUCGUGGGCGGCAUCAGCGACGUGAAGCAGGCGCGGCAGCUGGCGGCGCGGCCGGCGGUCAUCGUGGCCACGCCCGGCCGCCUGUGGGACCUCAUGUGCAGGCCUCCCAGCACGGACCGCUACGGCCCUCUGGCUGCCGCGCACCUGGCGGACCUCAGCCGCCUGUCCUUCCUGGUGCUGGACGAGGCGGACCGCAUGGUGGCGCAGGGGCUGUACAAGGAGCUGACCUCCAUUCUGGAGCUGCUGCCGCACCCCGCCAACAACAAGCAGGUGACUGAGGACGCCGAGUUCGCCGAGCUGCGGCAGCAGAAGGAGGCGGACAGGGCGGCGCGGAGGGCGGAGAAGGAGGCGGCGGCGGCGGCGCGCAAGGCGCAGCAGCAGCAGGGCGGCAGCGAGGAGGGCGAGGAGGAGGAGGAGGACGAGGACGAGGAGGAGGAUGCGAUGGAGACGGACGAGGGCGCGGAGGGUGAGGAGCACUCGGGCAGCGGCAGCGGUGCCGGCACGGAGGAGGGCGAGGAGGGCGAGGAUGAGGAGCCGGAGGCCGUCGGCGACGCCGAAGGCGAGGCCGAAGGCGAGGCCGGUGAUCAGUUAGACCAGCAGGAUCAGGAUCAGGAUCAGCCCAAGAAGCGGAAGAAGCACCUGAUGCAGACGUUUGUGUUCAGCGCUACGCUCACGCUGCCGCUGUUCCUGAAGAAGCGCGUCUCCAAGCGCGACCGCGGCGGCGGCGCGGGCGGCGGUGCGGCCACGCUAGAGAGCCUGAUGGACCGCGUGCCCUUCCGCAAGUCACCGGCGCCGCGGGUGGUGGACCUCACGCCGCACAGCCGCCUGGCGGACCGGCUCACGGAGGCGUCGAUCUCCUGCCUGGACGACGAGCGCGAUGAGCUGUUGUACUACCUGCUGGCCGCGCACCCCGGCCGCACGCUGGUGUUCGCCAACGCCGUGUCGGCAGUGCGGCGGCUCGGCGCGCUGCUGGCGCUGCUGGGGCUGCCCGUGUACGCCCUGCACGCGCAGCAGCAGCAGCGGCAGCGCCUCAAGGCUCUGGACCGCUUCCGCGCCAACCCCAACGGCGUGCUGGUGGCCACCGACGUGGCGGCGCGCGGCCUGGACAUCCCCAACGUGUCCACGGUGGUGCACUACCAGAUCCCGCCCUCCGCAGACACCUACAUCCACAGGUGCGGCCGUACGGCUCGCGGCAUCUCCUGCGACGGCAUCGCCAUCGCGCUGGUCACCCCGCGCGAGGCCGCGCGCUUCAGCGGCCUGUGCCGGCUGCUGGAGCGGCCCGGCCCGCCCGCCUCCUUCCCCGUGGACGCGUCGCUGCUGCCGGCGGUGCGGCAGCGGCUGCGGCUGGCGGCGCGGCUGGACGACAUCGAGCGGGCGGAGCGCAAGCAGCGCGCGGAGGCGGCGUGGCGCAAGUCCAACGCGGCGGCCAUCGGCCUGGACGUCAGUGACGACGAGGAGGGCGGCAGCGGCAGUGACGACGACGGCGAGGGCGGCGGCCGGCGGAUGCGCAACGGCCGGCAGUCGCAGACCAGCGCGCAGGCGGCGGCGCUGCGGCAGCAGCUGAGCGCAAUGCUGGCGCAGCCGCUGGCUCCCAAGAUGAGCCGCAGGUACUUCACGGGAGGGUUGGCGGCGGCGCUCGCCACGCGCACCAAGCAGCAGCCCGCCCCAGGCGGCGCUGCCGCGGCCAAGCCCAAAUCCGGCGGCCCCGGCGCCGCCGCGCCGUCCGCCGCCGUGGCGGCGGUACCUCGCGCCGUGGCGCUGGCAUCCAGGAUGGCAGCGGGGCAGCAGGCCGCGGCCGCCGCCGCCGACGCCGCCAAGGCCCGCCAGGCCAAGCGUGCGAAGAAGAACGCCAGCAAGGCCGCCGCGGCCAAGGGCGGCGCGGGCGCGGGCGCGGGCGCGGGCGUCAGGGCGGGUCUGGCCAAGGCCAAGGGCAAGGCCAAGGUGGACACGCGGCUGCUCGUGAGCCGCAACCAGAUGAAGAAGCAGAACCAUCGCGGCAUGGUGGUCAUCCCGCAGGCAUUCGGACGCGACGCGGCGGCGCCCAACGCACUUGAAGCCCUGCGCACUCGCAUGGCGGCCCUGGGCGCGGGCGGCGGCGCGACCGGCGCGGCGGCGGCGUUCGUGUCGGCGGGCGGCAAGGGCGCUGGCGGCAGGGGCGCCGGAGGCAAGGGCGGCGCUGGCGGCAAGGGUGGCGGUGGCGGUGGCGGCGCGGGUGCGGGCGGGCGGAAGCAGGGCAAGAAACAGUCGGCCAAGGGGCGCAAGGCGGCGAAGGGGCGCAAGGGGCGCAAAUGAGUGACGCGCGAGUAAGGUGUGAGUGUGUGUCUUUGUCUAGAUGUGCGGUGACGUAGGUCAUCGCGUUGCUUGCUCGCUUCGGUGGAUGGCGUGGGGUUGGGUGUGCAAUGUGGUGUCCCGCAGGAUGGCCGUGAUCGUGGUUUGGCGCCCAGCGUACCCCACCCACAAGGAAGAACAACGGGGGCAAGCACAAGGCUGAUCCAGGCUGAGCGGUAUCGUGAGUUGUCCUGACCGCAUGAGUCCAUUCUGUACUGCUAUUACUGGACAGCUCCCGCCAAAACUGUAUGGAUCCAGUUCCAUCCAGAAUCCCAUCCUACAGUGCCCGGCUGUUUGCACGCCCGCGCGCUAUUCGACCAAAGCAUCGGGGGCCCUGCGUCAAACAGCUGUAACGGUGAUAGCAAGUACGCUGCGCUCAUCACAAAGAAUGGCCAAGAAUAACUUGAGCAGCCGGGCCAAGCAGCGGCAAUUUUGGAAGCUCGCCCCCCAAGUGGUCAAGGCUAAGCAGCAGCGCGCACAGGCACAGGAAGCAGAGCAGCGCAAGCGGGAGACCGAGGCCGCCCAGGCAGCCGAAGCGGCAGCUGCCGAGCGAAAGCCGUCGUCACGGCCUUGCAGCAGCGGGUGGCAGCUCUCGAAGACGAGCUAGCAACCACAAUUGCGCAGCGGGACGCUGCGUGGAAAGCCGCGCAUGAUACAGUUGCACUGAUGAACACCGGCCUGUCGCACUUCGUGGAGGAGCAGCGACGCACGGCAGGCUCUUCCGCCGUGUUUUGACCUCGCCCUCCGCCAAGGAGCACAAACAGGAGUGGUGCCAGCGACGGGCGGUGCCAGCGGCGGGAGGCUGCGGGAGGCGGCGGCAGGCCGUGUUUACGUGGCACGGCUUCCAGCAACGCGAGUCAGGACGGGCCCGAGCUGAGAGACCUCGGGCGCUCUGCUAACAAGCAGGGUAAAGCGGGCUGCGGCGUUCCUGACGACCCUGACCCGGGGGGUUGUGCGGCAGCAAGAGCAUGUGCUGUGUGCUGUGUGUGCGCUGGGUACAUGUAUGUGUGUUCUGAGUAUAUGUGCAUGUGCGUGAACGCCAGGGGUUGAUGAGGCGCUUGCAGCCGCCUGUGCACCCGGUGCGUUGUUCCGGCGCAGAUGUUUAAGAACUACAGCAACUCUGCUGCUGGACUUGGGAUUGUGGCCGCUAUGGCGACGGGACAGUAUGGUGCGUCGCGAUGCGGUGCGUCGCGGGGCAUGAACCCCUGCGGGGCAUGUUGGUGCGUGGGGCUUCUGCUGAAGCUGCAAGCAGCUGCGCUGAGCAGGAGGCUCCAUGUAUGAUAAGAAUGCGCAGGGAGAUAAGGGAGGUAU
Molecule: messenger RNA, 5869 nt
Organism: Chlamydomonas reinhardtii
Lineage: Eukaryota; Viridiplantae; Chlorophyta; Chlorophyceae; Chlamydomonadales; Chlamydomonadaceae
Exons: 11
Coding region: 143-4522 (1459 amino acids)
Cellular component (GO): nucleolus
Molecular function (GO): RNA helicase activity; nucleic acid binding; ATP binding
Source: RefSeq, a predicted model, not a curated record